CCCUAGUGUUUCCAAUGCUGCUAUGGAGGAGCUAUUAACAGCUGCAACCACAGGCAUUUUGAGGCACAUUGCAGCUGAAGAAGUGUCUAAGGAAAGGGAGCGAAAGGAGGAGGAGAGGCGGCAGGCUGAAGAGGAGAGGUUGAAACAAGAGAGAGAACUGGUGUUAACUCAGCUGAGCCAGGGCCUGGCUACAGAGCUGACAGAACUUGUUGUGACAGAAUGCGUGAGGGAAACCUGCUCCCAAGAGUUGAAGAGUGCAGUGGAGACAGACCAGAGGGUCCGCAUGGCCCGUUGCUGUGAGGAUGUCUGUGCCCACCUGGUGGACUUGUUUCUCGGGGAAGAAAUUUUCCAGACUGCAAAGGAGACCCUCCAGGAACUUCAGUGCUUCUGCAAGUAUCUCCAGCGGUGGAGGGAAGCCGUCGCAGCCCGGAAGAAACUGAGGCGCCAGAUGCGAGCCUUCCCUGCAGCACCCUGCUGUGUGGAUAUGAACGACCGGCUGAGGGCAUUGGUGCCCAGUGCAGAGUGCCCCAUUGCUGAGGAGAACUUGGCCAAGGGCCUUCUGGACCUGGGCCAUGCAGGAACAGUGGGCAUCUCCUGCACCAGGUUAAGGUGGCUCAGAAAUAAGACGGCGCACCAGAUGAAGGUUCAGCACUUCUACAAGCAACUGCUGAGUGACGCGGUUUGGGUGCCCCUGGACCUGCCGUCCCUUGUGGCCAAGCACCUCCCUGGGAGGCGGGAGCGUGUGUUUUGGAAACUGGUGCUGGUGUUGCCUGAUGGAGAAGAGCAGUCCCCAGGGAGUCCUGGCAGAAUUUUAGCAAACUGGUUACAAGUCAAGUUCAUGGGAGGUGAUGGCUCAGUGGGCGACAUGAGCAGUGAAGCUGGGGGCAUUCAGACGCUCGCUCUGUUUCACGCACUCAGCAGCAAAGGGGAUCAGACUGUCGCUGUCAAUGUGUGUAUAAAGGUGGGUGAGAAUCCCGUGUAUUUACUUCUGUGAUUUUCUUAUUUCACUCAUUCCCAGACAUAAUUGGAAUCCUAUAAGUGCCUUGAAGUGGUUUUGAAGGAGUGUAGGAGGCUCAGAAGCCUGUGUCAAGUCUGUUCCUCCCUGAGUCCUCAUGACAUCCCAUGGAUCACCCUCUUGGUGUGACAUACCAAGCUAUAGAUUCUCAGGAGUGCAGCGAGCCUUAACCGGUUAUUUCAGGUCACAGACCUCUUUGAGAACUUGGUGAAAACUCAGAACCAUCCUGCACAGAUUCACAUAAUUCAGGAGCCCUGGACUCCGUGCGCCUCUGGUAAUUAACCCAAGAGGGAUGAGAGAGCAUUGCACAACAGUGCGAUGCCUGUUAUGUCGUGUGGUUUGCCAGUAGCUGACACCUUUAUGAUAAUAGCUUCCUGAUACAUCAGUUUUAUGGUUUUUAAUCCUAUGCAGUGUUCACUAAACUUGGUCCCAGCUACUGCAGAAGUGCAGUACUGGGCAUUUCAGGUCAGUUGGUUUUAUUUUAUAUUCAGGUUGUCCUCAGUUUUUGAUUAUAAGUUCUAAUUUUGUUCUUUAUAGGGGUUUGUAUAGUGCAGAUGUUAACUGGUUCCCUGAGAGAUUUUUUUUUAAAUUUUAUUUUGUUUUUAUUGAAGUAGAGCUGAUACACAAUGUUAACAUUUACUUCAGGUGUACAGCAUAAUGAUUCCGUAAGUCUGUAUGUUACAGUGUGCUCACCACAGUAUCUUUACUGUCACCAUACAACGCUGUUACAAAAGCAUUGACUCUGUUCUCUGUUCUGCACCCUUUAUCCCCGUUAUUCAUUCCAUGACUGGGAGCUCGUAACUCCCACUCUCCUCCAUUUUGCCCUGCCUCCACUCCCUCCCCUCUGGCAGCCAUCACCUGAGAGAUUCUUGUUUAGUGAGAACCUGUUUCCUCAUUAGCUUUAAGCCUACAUAAAUAGAUCUUAGGUAUUAGUGGUAUUAGUGUAUGUGUUCAGAUAAACCCAGAUGUGUAUUUUAUUUGCUUGGAAUAUAGCAGUGCAGGGCAGAAAGUGUGGGCUUCUGGGGUUGAUCGCUGCUGCUCUGGCCAGCUCUUUGAGCCUCAUUGUGGUGCCUUCUGUAAUGUGGUCAUGACUCUGCUCCAAGGUCUCAUGAGGGCUAGCUGGGCUGCACGCUCAGAUGGGGGCUCAGCGAGAAUCCACUCUCUCCUGUGUGUCCUGACGUGGCCUACUGUGCCUAGACCUCUCCUCUUCCUAAGAAGGUCACCUUUGUGCCACACUCUGCUCAUGUGCGAGUGAUACUCUAGUCCAUGUUCCCUCUUCAAAUUGGAACUUCUUCAAAUUGUAGUUUGGU
Molecule: messenger RNA, 2325 nt
Organism: Leptonychotes weddellii (Weddell seal)
Lineage: Eukaryota; Metazoa; Chordata; Mammalia; Carnivora; Phocidae
Source: RefSeq, a predicted model, not a curated record